CUCGGCGUCCUUCUCGUUCUCCUCCUCCUCUCCCUCCUGCAGUGCACGAUGAUGCUCUGAUUGGUGGUAGUAGACCACGUCCGCUGGACAGGGGACAUGGAUACUGACGAAGACGAGUUCUUCGAAGCGUUAGAAGAGAUCCCUUCCGGGUCCGAGGAGGGGGAAGACGAGCGGUCCAAGCGUCGCCUGCCCUCUCAACAACAGCAGCAGCAGCCGCCGCCGCCGCCGCCGCAGCAGCAGCAGCAGCAGCCAUUACCGCUCUCGCAGCAGCUUCGGCCGCAGCAGCAGGCGCAACAACCGCAGCAACAGAGGCAGGAGGCAAACAAAGCCUUUGGAGAGGGCGGGGGGGGGGGGGGCGUAGACUGCAUUCAGGGGACGGGGCACGAUGGGUUGGGCUAUCAUCAACGGGGUGCGGUGGGAGGGAGUUGGGAGUGGGGCAGUUGUAAGGAUGGGCAGAAAGAAAACAGGGUGGGUUAUGGGAACACGGGCUUUCGUGACGGCAAGGAGGUCAAGGUGGAAGCACGCAGCAUGGUGGUGUCCGGCUCUCGAGAUGGCAGCAGAGGGAGGAUGGCAGAAGAGAACAACAGCCGGGGGAGCAGCGGCGGCAGGAACGAGAGACAGUCCUCUCGGAAUAACGGGAGUAAGACCUGGGAUAGAGUGGGGGAAGAUUGUACCUGGAGCGCGGAGAUGAAGAGGGGGGGGGAUUACUCGAUGGGAUAUGGGGGUGCGAGGAUGAAUGGCGUGACGGCAACGACGACCGUGACGACGAGAACGAGAUUGUCAAAGUCCAUGGCGGCGGAACUGGAAAGCGAGGCAGGGGUCGUUGGGAUUGAGAGAGUCGAUAGCGUCUCGAGAAUGGGAGGAGGGGGGGAUGUGAGCAGUGGAGUGGACAAAAGCCGAGCAGUCAGUCAGGGGAAAGUGCGCGAGAGAUCAUUGACACCCUCCGCGGCGCAACGGGGAGGGAGUUCCUUCUCUGAGAUGGACUUGUCUGUGUGGAAGGAUUUGCCGGGGACGGUGAAAGAGAGGAGGGAGAGGUUCUGGCAGAGCUUGAAAGGGAGGAAUGGCAAGCUUGGAUCGUCCAUCGCGGCGCAGUCGCAACGAUCGAGAAGUGUGUCCGUGCCAAAGUCUAACAAUUACGUCCACGAUUUGCGACCGAUCAGAGAGAACGGGAUCGGGAUGGGUAGUGUGGAGCAAGGAGGGGAGGAGGAGGCGGUUCCGUCCAGGGCGAGGAGCGGGCUUGGUGGCGGCGGGAAUGAAGGAGGAGUGGGGAGGACUAGAGCACUGGGCCGGAGUCGUCUGCGGCCCACGUCUGCGUCGUCGUCGUCAUUGUCACCGCCGGUGGCAGAUCGUUUGACGGCGCUGAGGAAAGAUGGGGUUGGGGGUUUUGAACCCGCGCAGAGGGGGGCUGAGGAAGAGAGGAGUUCGAUAUCGAGGAUUGCGAGCUUUGCUGCGAAGCCAUCGAGGCCGCUUCAGUCUUGGGUGUCGUCGACCGCCAACUGGGUGAGGUGGAGGGGGGGAUCAGGGGUCUCUCAGAGUCUGGAUACCGGUGACGGAAGGGCAGGGUGGGAGGGGUGGGAGCGAGUCGUGUACGGAGGGGUAGGCGACGAGGGGAUGCGAUCAUUCAGUGCAAGGAAGGAGCGACCCCGACCGGACUGGUUAGCGGACUCCCCCGAGCAGACGGCGAAGGGGGCGAGAUCGGGCCCUUUGUGGGAGCCGGCGAGGACCAGUCGUUGGGAUGCUUUCGGUGAAAGGGAGAGGCAGAGAGGAGGAGGAGGAGGAGGAGGGUGUCCUGACGAGGGGGCCAAAGAAGCGGGGAGCCGCUCUAGUAGUGGUUGUGCGCCCCGGUCGUUGUCCAGAGAAAACGUGGACAACGGCCGCAGAGAAGAGAAGAGAAGAGACUCGACAUCCAUCUUCACCACGCCGGCAAAUCGGUCCUCGGGGCGGGGUUCGACUGGGGAGGGGGUAGGCGGAGGCGAAGUUGUACGCGGGACGCGGAGAUCGUCGUCGAGGCAGAGACAGAGAGAGGAAGAGGAAGAGGAGGGAGAAACAGAAGAAGAAGUUUUGACGAGCGGGAGGCACAAGCGGUCGAAGAGCGACCCGAGUCUUAUUGGCAGCCCGGGAGCGGAGCAGGAGGCGGAAGUUGGGCGGCAGUCGUAUUCCAGGGAGGGGGGGAAGGAAGGGUCCUCGAGCGGGAGAGCGGGGGCCGGCGAGGUGAGGGCGGAAUGGCGCCCGGCGGAGAGGCUAGGGUGUAGUUCGUCCAGCGGGUCAGAUGGCGUGUUCGUAGAGGGGGGGAGGGAGGGGGGGAAGAACGGGGUAGGGGACGGCCGCGGAGGGGGGGGCGAGGCGGACUCUAUGCUUAGGGUGCACGAUUUCAAAUCGGGGAAGGAGAUCGAGGUCGAGAUGAUUUACAGAAUAAGGGACCUGGACACGGGGAAAGAGUUCAUUUUGGGGGAGGACUUGUGCGCGAACCCCAGGGGGGCGGGGAAGGAGGGGAAUAGAGUUCACGAGGUUGUGCACGAGGUUGGAAAAGGGGGGAAGCUGGGGAAAGACAUGACGCUGGACGAGUUCCAAGAGUCGCUAGGGAUAUACCCUUUGACGCGGGAGAUGGCGAUCAGAGAGAGAAGGGAGGGAAGAGGUGGGGGGGUUAAGGAAGAGAAGGGGGGGGAUAAAAAAGAAGGAGAGGGGGGCGGGAAGAAGAAGGGUAGGUGGUUUCGCUCGAUUAGAGUGUACGGCGGAGGUUCGAAAGAGAAGAAGGGGGGGAAGAGUGAAGGGGGAGGGGCGGAGACGGGGCAGGGGGGCAACACGCCGAGAAGCGACACGUCCUCGACCAAGGAUUACGCCAGCUGCACGGAGGGGGAGAAGGCGGAGGGGAGGAAAGCGGGCAAGCGGAAGAAGGGGGAGCAGCAACCGUCCAGCACGGAGACCAGGGAGAAGGUUCAUCAUCACAGGAAGACCCACAGGGACCUUACCGACUUGAAGUUGGGCCAGGAGCUGAGGGCUCAUGACGGUGCCAUUUGGACGAUAAAGUUCAGUCGAGACGGAAAGUACAUGGCGAGCGCGGGGCAGGACAAAAUCGUCAAAGUGUGGCUGAUACUUGACCGCAAGCCCAGUUCGAACACAAGGGGUAGCGGCGCGAGCGGCGAGGGAGGAGAGGGAGAGAGGGGGAGGACUUGCCGCGCAGACGACGAAUGCGAAGUGGGGAAUAGCGGGCGUCUGAGCAGCAGUAGCAGUUCAGGGAGUUGCCACAGCCUGGGGAGCAAUGGCAAUGGGAGCAGGCUCGGGGGGGGGGGAGGAAGCGCCCCCGCUCCCCCCGGAGCGACGGCGGGGUCCUGGGGUGGCAGCUUCUACAUCCAAGAGACGCCGCAUCGGGUCUUCAAAGGGCAUACAGGGGACGUGCUCGACAUGUCGUGGUCCAAGUCUCAGUUUCUCUUGACGUCAUCAAUGGACAAUUCUGUCCGGCUUUGGCACAUUUCUGUCGACCAAUGCCUGCGUGUGUUUCCUCACAGUGAUUUCGUGACUUGUGUCGACUUCAAUCCUGUUGAUGACAAGUUCUUCAUAAGUGGGUCUUUUGAUGACAAGCUAAGGAUCUGGAACAUUCCUGACUUCUCGGUUGCGGACUGGACAGACGUUCGCGAGAUUGUGACCACAGCCUGUUACACCAGGGAUGGGAAGGGGGCAAUUGUUGGAUCUCAUAAGGGCAUUUGCAGAUUCUACAGCAUUACAGGCAACCAUCUGAAACUUGAAGACAGUGUGGAGGUUCGAAGUAGCCGUGGAAAGAAUGCCCGAAGUAAGAAGAUAACAGGAGUACAGCACAUGCCAGGGGACGGGAGGAAGGUCCUAAUCACAUCAAAUGACUCACGGUUGCGGUUGUAUGAUGGUAUGAAGCUGGAAUGCAAGUACAAAGGACAUCGGAAUGCUAGCAGUCUGGCGGCGUCGUUCAGUGCAAACGGAGACUUCCUGAUCUGUGCCAGUGAAUGCUCGCAUGUGUUCGUUUGGAACACAGUCAACUCGUAUGUGCCUUCAAACCUCAUGUAUACAAGUUACAAAAAGGAUAAACACCAGUCCUACGAGUACUUUUACUCUCCGAAUGUUACAGUCGCAAAAUUCUGGCCCCUCCGGAUGAAUGUCAAUGGACAAACAAGCUCCAACUCGGCUGCAGGUGGCCACUCAAAAAGUUCUGCACCCAGUUUCAACAGCAGCAUCCGGCAGUCAUCGUCUCAGAAAUCAACGUCAGGUAAAUCCAUUCACGAGGAUAGGAUUGAUUCACGCAGACAAGGGAGUUCGAGCGACUUUCUGAACCCUGCUGCAAGGGAAGCAGAUGAUAAAUGUGCAGGGAAGGGGCUUGAGAAUGGGGGAGGGGGGUUUGAAGAAGAGCAGGACGAUGUCCCAAAUGGUGGACGGAAUCGGGACUCGAUGAGCAGACCUGGACACCCACCUCGACCUACGAGCUCAUCGUCCAGGGGAAGCAAGGGGUCUGCAACAUGGAGAGGCAGUUCUAAGAAGUCGGAGACAGGUGGCACGGGUGCUGACGGAGGUGGUGUACAUACCCCUUCUCCCGGACCAGGUACUCCAUUGGGAUCUGAAGCAGGUGGUUCGGACCCAGCCAGUCCAACAGGUGCAGGGGCCAGGGUGGAUGACAAUGAUGUGCCGGGAGUCGCACACUCCAAUAGUCGUGCGUUGCUGGACUUAGAACCCUCACCUGAAAGGCCAGGGCCUUGGGCAAAACCAAGGGAGAACGAUACAGAUUUUGGAAAAUCUGUGGCUUGGGCACAGGCUGCGGGAGAGAACGCAUUCGCUGCGGCCAGUGCCAUGGGUAUGGUAAUCGUUACAGGAAACUAUGCCGGUGAGAUUCGGACAUUUCUCAACUUCGGAGCACCUGUGAAGGCUUGACUCUGGACCAGAUAUGCAGCCACUCCGGUCACAGGUUCCGUCUGUGCUUGUGUGUGCGGGUGGGGGAGUGCACACACACACACACAGACAGAGAGAGAGAGAGAGAGAGAGAGAGAGAGAUGCGGGGAAACAGAGGGUUGUAUAAAGGGCGUUGUCCCCUUGGAGAGGGGGUUUGCUGAGCCAUAGCUUUCCAUUGCUUGGAAGGGAAAGGCCAAACAGGUGGGGGUGAUGAAUCUCUGCUGAUCAAGGGAGGCAAGUAUAAGUAUCUUGCAUCUUGUCACUUCUGCGCUGCCGAGCAGCAUGUAUAUGCUUGCUCCAUUUUACGACUGUUUUAGCAGAAGGCUUUGUGACAAUGCGCAGCAGGUUUCGUCAUUUCUCCUCUCAUCCCCGAUUUCCCUGUGUGUUGCAUUCUCUCCAGUCCUAUUUUCUGCCUUACGGCCCGGUUAGGUUGCCUGUCCUCAAAGGUACUUUGGGGUGCUAUUCUUUCUUCUUUGAUCAUUUGUGAUCAUUUUCUACAGUCUCUGCAGGCAAGUUUUUAUCUUUUGUGAAUUGACAGGCCGGGCUGAAUCUCCUAGAUCUCCAUAUUUUAGGCAUUGGGACGUCUAACACGGCACUUCCUUUGAUAUAAGUGAGCUUCACUGUCUUCGACAUGUUAGGUUCCGAAAUCGAACAUCUAUUUUCUAGUCUUCGGAAAACGCAUAUCUGUGUUCUUGUCCUCUUCGCCAUGCUCAUCCCAGUAUGGUCUUCUUCGCUAUCCGCUUCCUGAUCUCCUUUAUCACAGUCUGUUCUAUCCCUUCCUACCUCCUUGGACGCCUAUUGACUGGCGCUCUUCUGCAUUGAGGCCUCUUUUUGUUAAGGGUUUUGGGAGCAGCAGUUGAGCACAGAUCCUCUUCAAGUAAUGCCCACUUUUGAGAGCAGCAGUUGAGUACCAGAUCCUCAUCAAGUUAUGCUCACUCAACCAACUCCUGGAGUCUCUGAAGCCUUUUGGAUGGUAGCGCUUGUGUGCAGGCCAGGCAGCCAGCCGGCUCGCCGACUGUGGCUUGCCCUUUUCCUUCUGUUCUAACCACUAAUCUUCGUCGCCAGUACGCUUCCCCGGUGAUUGUAGCUUUUACCUUUUCAAAUUCGUCUAGAUUGUCGCAGAGGGAAGGAUGACGUUGGGAGUGCGUCCUCACUGUCCUUGUUCACACAAAAAAAGGGGUUGAUCUUGCUGGCGUAUGCCUGCAGCCUCUAUCGAAUACCAGUCUAAACAUUCCAGCUUGCCCACCCACACCAGAGGUCUUACACUGUGGUUCUCGGACAAAGGCUUGUCUUCUCAACCUAUAUGCCACACGGUCAUCCCUUGUAUCUUUCAUCAUUACAGUCUGUUUCGUCUUCUCAGCCAACCAAUUUGUGUCAUGCGGGCGAUGGACAUUAGAUUUUUCCACUUCUUGGAGCACAAUCAUUUGGAUUUUGAAGUGGAGAUUGGCAGGGAUAAAAGUCUGUACAAUGCCAUCGAGCAUCUUUCCCUCUUGCACAGAAUCCUUUCUUCCACAGUGCACUCACGUUGUCCCUACGUUGACUUGUUUGUUUCCCUGUGCCCCACGUUCCUGAUAUGCACAACCGUGGCCUUCUCAAUGAGGCUUCGUACCGCCACCCUGUGAGCUUGGUCUGACCGGAUGUUCAUCAAUGCUCCCUCUUGGAUUUCGCCGGGCCCAUGGGGUACCAUCCACCCUGCUCUCUUCUUGUGGGUACAUUGUCACGUCAUCAGCACUAGAAGCUUCUCCGUCUGGAAGGCUUCUUCUUCCCAGGCCUCCCUCUGCCAAAUUCAGCAUCAGCCAACUUCUCUCCUCUCGUCAUCCCUUCUCUGUCCUGUCGUGUCACUCUGCAUGUGUCCUAGUGAUCCUCGUCCAUUGCUUUCUCAGAGUCCAUACAUUCGACAUUGGCGAUGAUCUCUCGCCCUGGACACUGUGAGGCCACCCCACCCCUUCUGUUUUAUUUGUGUAGGUUCGUUGCUCUGUAUCGAGGAGUUGAAGAUUGUAGAGCGUCGUUCGGUCAGAAGGCUUCUACUGUGUAAGUGAUUUUUUUUCUCGUUUUUAGGAGGUUGCUCUGUUGCUGUCGUUCUCCCAGCAUAGAAGUUGCUGGGGCUCUGCCAGCUCCGACUUGCUUUUUGCUUCAUAGCUACGUGACUUGCAAACACUGCAGUUUGUCAGAAGGAUAAUUCCUGAUUAAGGAAAAUGAGUGUCUUCACCUUUUCGGAGACUUUACGGGCUGCAAUUUUUCCGUUCCUUUCAUUUUUUCUAAUUUUUUUUCUUUUCUUUAAACGCGAUUUGUAAUUACAUACAGGAAGAAGGAGGGGAUUCCCUCCCUCCCCCUCCCUCUCUCUUUUGGACGUGGGUGAUGAAUCCAGUGUGCAUCAUCGGCGUCUCUGGCAGCUGGAUCACAAAGGGGAGGUGGUUGGUUCUGUAACACCAGGGACACAAACCACCACACUGUACUUGUCCAUUGUCGAAAUCUCCUUCGCUGAAAUCACAUAGCUUUGCUGCUGCUGCUGCUGCUGGGAAGGGGACCUGAAACCCAAGGAGAUCCAAUGCUAACAACGGUGUGUACUUUUGUGUAGUGACAUUUUGAAAUGUACUCGCUACUACUCGGAGUCAACAGUAUGGAAAGAAGGCUCCAGCUGACAGCCAGCGUGUUGCGGCAAAUGAGGUCGAAGGCAAUGAAGGGUGCAUUACGAG
Molecule: messenger RNA, 7604 nt
Organism: Chara braunii
Lineage: Eukaryota; Viridiplantae; Streptophyta; Charophyceae; Charales; Characeae
Source: the annotation of a GenBank genome assembly